GAAAUAUAUUGUAUUGUAUAAUUGUCCUGUAAGACUUUACUGUUGUGUGCUGGUCUACUUGCUCCUUAUAUAGGACAUUUGGUGUAAUAGAAAGAUAACACAAUGGAAUAAUACUUCUAUCUCUAUAUUUUCUCUCUCCAAAUUUAACAUGGUAUCCAGAGCAGGUUAGGGUUUGCAGCCACCCACUGCCGUUGCUUCCGCUUCCGUCGCCGCUCCGUCCGCCGCCGUUCGCCGCCGCCGCCGUCGCAGCCUUUUCUCCGGCGAAGUUAGGGGUUCGGUGCGCCUCGAAGAGCGCGACCCAUCCCCGGUGGUCGCCGCCGCAUAUUCUUCUCGACGCGCCGUCACGCGCCAAUUCUGUGCGGUCUCUCUCGGGCGCGUGGGCUUCACGCGCCGCCUCUCCAGUGUCGGAACUUCACCGCGCCACCGCCGGUCGGUUCGCCUCCGUCUCCUGAGUCUAUUGUGGUCACUGAUUUUCUGUUCCGUUGAGGUUUGCUCCGUUUAGGGUUUCUUCCCACAAUCUUUGCUCCGUUAAGGUGUUUUCCUCUUUUUCUGGUUUGGUUUUACGAUGGCUGGUCUUGGAACACCGUCUCUCUCUGCCACUCCAACCAUUACUUCUGCAAAACUCAGUUGGAAAAACUAUCUAUCUUGGUCUUCUUCUGUGGAGUUAUGGUUUCUUGGUCAAGGACACCAUGACCAUCUUGAACAAGAUGUUUCCACCGUUCCUGAAGAAGAAAAAUCUCAAUGGCAGAAACUUGAUUUCCAACUAUGUGUUGUCCUAUGGCAAUCUGUUGAACCAGAAGUCUUAGAAAUUUUAAGACCUUACAAAACGUGUUCCUCCUUUUGGAGAAAAGCUCAAGAUAUCUUUGCUAACGAUGUACAACGCCUCUUUGAUGCAACUCAAAGAGUGACUUCUCUCAAACAGAACAAUCAUGAUAGGGUUACUUACAUAGGAACGGCCCGUGCUGCUGUAGAAGAAUUGAAGAAUUUCUUUGUGGCUGAUUCUUUAGAAGGCCUAAACAAGAAGCUUGAUAAGUUUUACAUGGUCUUAAUUUUAAGAGGUCUACAUUCAGAUUUUGGUCAUGUUCGUGAUCAAAUGUUGGCUGGUGAUCAAGUUCCAUCAAUGGACAGCUUAGUUACUCGACUUCUUCGAGUACCUUCAUUAGUUAAAGAUGAAAGUUCAAUUGGUGGUAUUGAAACAUCAGCCAUGGUAGCACCACAAGGAAGAGGAGGAGGCAGAGGCAACCGAGGAGGACGUGGUGGCCGUGGUAUGCCUCCUCAGUGCACAUAUUGUAAGAGGAUAGGCCAUACUCGAGAGAAAUGUUAUGCCUUACAUGGAUAUCCAGACAAGGGUGUUCAUGUUUUGAAAUCUAAUGAACCCAAAAUUUCGAAUGAAGAAUAUCAAGAAUUUUUGAAGUAUAAAUCUGGAAAAUCUUCUAAUCCUGACCAAUCCUCUUCCAUGUCCAGUGCGUCAACUGCCGGUAUGUCUCAAUCUGUGGAAGGUCACAAUCCAUGGAUCCUUGACUCAGGUGCCUCUGACCAUAUCUCUGGAACAUGGUACGGGUCGCCUGAUUGGAGAAGGACAUGAGUCUCGAGGACUUUAUUUUUUGAAACAUAGCUCUCCAGCUUCCUGUUUUACCACUUCAUCCCCAAAACUUUUGCAUGAUCGGUUGGGCCAUCCAAGUUUAUUCAAGUUGAAGAUGAUGGUUCCAAGUCUCAAGAACAUUCAAGUCUUAGAUUGUGAGUCGUGUCAAUUAGGAAAACAUGUUAGAUCUUCUCAUCCUAAAAAGUCUGAGACAUUAUGUAAUUCUCCUUUCUCAACUAUUCACUCUGAUAUUUGGGGACCAAGUCGUGUUACUUCUUUUGGUUUUAACUAUUUUGUCACUUUCAUUGAUGAA
Messenger RNA from Vigna angularis (adzuki bean), 1895 nucleotides. RefSeq lists its product as uncharacterized. The record is from RefSeq and is a predicted model, not a curated record. NCBI's taxonomy places the organism in Eukaryota, Viridiplantae, Streptophyta, Magnoliopsida, Fabales, Fabaceae. The coding region runs from base 566 to 1585 and encodes 339 amino acids. The transcript is spliced from 2 exons.